Messenger RNA from Camelina sativa (false flax), 1282 nucleotides. RefSeq names its product putative F-box protein At1g26515. The record is from RefSeq and is a predicted model, not a curated record. NCBI's taxonomy places the organism in Eukaryota, Viridiplantae, Streptophyta, Magnoliopsida, Brassicales, Brassicaceae. Gene Ontology annotation, molecular function: protein binding.
CACUCUUUGGCUUACGAGUUACGGCUUACCCAGUCCUGCAAAAAGAUGCAUAUCUGCCAAGACCCGACCCGGUUACGGUAUGCGAAAGAAGAUCGAUCAUGAUAACACGCAGCAAAAAGACCAAAAUCGUGAAGAAUCUUCAAGAGGAAAACAAGUUUGAUGAACUCCCUCAGGACCUAGUGAUCGAGAUAUUUAGGCGGUUGCCUUUAAAAACUGUAGGUAGGUGUCUCACACUAUCCAAGUCAUGGGCAACAACUAUCCGCAGUCGAAGUUUCUUCACAUCUUUUCCGUCGCAGCCUUGUACCCUAAUCGCUUUCGCCCGGCCCCUUUACAUCGCUAACCGCAAAGAAGUGCUGUUGCGCUUCUUCUUGUCGUCUUCCUCAUCAUCAACGUCGUCGUUUCUAUCACGUUUCAGGACAUGUCCGUCCUUAUGUCCUCCUGAUAACUUGGCGUACUAUUAUAAUCAUGCUAAUGGUUUGAUAAGCAUUGGAUAUGGUCGAGAGCAUAUCGUAGCUAACCCCAGCACUGGUAGUUUAAUAUCUUUACCAAGAGUCAAAACAAGAGGAACGGGAAGGGUCGUAAAAAGUUUUUUCGGGUAUGAUCCAGUUAGUGAUCUAUACAAAGUGUUGGCCAUGACGGAAAGAGUUUAUGGCCAUCAACAAGACCCAUCAUCUCAACAUCAAGUGUUCACAUUGGGAGGAAAAAAGCGAUGGAAAAUGCUGGAUUGUAGCAUUCCUGAUCACCGUCCUUGGUCUAACGGUGUGUGCAUAGAUGGUGUUGUGUAUUAUGUUGCCAAAACAGGGCAAGGUAUGUCACAACUGAGCAUAAUGAGAUUUGAACUGAGGGCUGACAGUUUGAAUCUUCUUACUAGUUUACCUGAAGAGAUUCAAACUCCAAGUCUAUAUAGUGACACUUUGAUGAACUACAAAGGGAAACUAGCCAUAGCUACUGAAAUCACAGCAUUUACAUUUGAUGUGUGGGUUAUGAAUCUGGAUGGUGAAAAACAUGAACCCUUGAAGAAAAUAACUUUUGGUAUCAAACUUAAGCAACGCUUACGCGUCAGAGGCACUACUCAUACUGGUGAGUUUAUCUUCGCACCAAGGCGCUAUUAUGGUUUUUAUGUCACCUAUUACAAUCCCGACAAGAAUAGUAUUAAAGAGAUUAAGAUUGACGUUUCCGCAGACUGUGAUGAGUUCAAAAGUCGUUUUAUAAGCGCUAUAGUUUUUCCGGAUUACCUAGAGAGUUUUAGGUUGUUGUCAGAGAGACAAUUCAUGAUUUGAUU